Plenodomus lingam JN3 is the source of this 189-nucleotide messenger RNA. Lineage: Eukaryota; Fungi; Ascomycota; Dothideomycetes; Pleosporales; Leptosphaeriaceae. The record is from RefSeq and is a predicted model, not a curated record.
AUGAGCAUCUUUAGCCACGCACUGUUUGCACAGUACCUCCGGCAUAAACGUGAUACAAGCAUGAAAGGCACGUCCUCAUCACUUGGUUUCUUUGGUAUCAUUCACCCUGGUCAUGCUCCUGAAACCUUGGUCAUACGCAGUAGAUAUUUGUUAAAUUCUGCAGGUCAGGUGGAAGGGGGUAUAAGAUGA